This is a messenger RNA of Scomber scombrus (Atlantic mackerel), 607 nucleotides long. Its product is annotated as consortin-like. Gene Ontology annotation, molecular function: connexin binding. The record is from RefSeq and is a predicted model, not a curated record. The transcript is spliced from 4 exons. Gene Ontology annotation, cellular component: trans-Golgi network; transport vesicle; plasma membrane. Lineage: Eukaryota; Metazoa; Chordata; Actinopteri; Scombriformes; Scombridae. Gene Ontology annotation, biological process: positive regulation of Golgi to plasma membrane protein transport. Bases 293 to 607 code for a protein of 104 amino acids.
UCUUUUCUGUGUGAGUCGCCGGAGCUCCCUCAGCCUACUCCUUACCACCUGUCCUUGACUUACUGUGCACAGACGAGACUGAGAGAAAGCUGUGCUGCUCACUCCUCCUCUGGCACCUUUUUGUCUCUGUUUAUGUGAGCAGCUGCGUUCAAAAAAAUAAUAAUCUUUCACUCUGUGUGUGGCUGUCUCUUUCUACCUGUGGUGCUUCAGUGGAGUGGCGAAGAGAGGAGCGUCUGUCCUCGGCCGGUGGAGCUCUGAUGGGAGGCAGUGCUGGCUCUGGCUGGGACUGGGGAUGCUGAACGGGGGGAGGGAGGGCCUGUUUGAGCUGGGACAGCAGCUCCAGCAGCAGGGGGAGUACCAGGCCGCCCUCCACUGCUUCCUCAGCUGCCUGUUGGGACUGACCCAUGUGCAGAGCUUCACCUCUUUGCCCAACUGCCUACACCAGAUUGCAGAACUCUUCAUCACUGAAAAGAAUUAUGGGAAGGCCCUCCAGUUCAUCCAGGCUGAAAAAAUGUUCUAUGAGGUGGCACUGAUCGAGCUCACGGCUCUUCAGGGGAGCACAGGCAAUUUUACGGCUGAAGCACCAAAUAGCCAGUCGAUCCAGUGA